AUGUCUUCUGAAAAUAAAAAGAUUGAAGAGCUGCCGACUCCUGUUCCAGUAGAUGCAAUUGAUGUGAACGUAAACGAAGUGAGCGAGGAAUACGAGAACAAAGGCGAAAGAGUGCUAUUCUUCAACCAGAGACAGACGAUUCUAAAUAUUUUGGCAAAAGUCUAUCCGAAGGCUAUCUUAGGAAAAGUAGAUUCUGACGAAGUUAUUGAAAAAGAUGACAUUUCUCGUGAUGUCAGCGGAGAAGUCGUCCUUGUCGAUACAGCCGCUAUAAGGAAAAAAUAG
Paraglomus brasilianum is the source of this 282-nucleotide messenger RNA. NCBI's taxonomy places the organism in Eukaryota, Fungi, Glomeromycota, Glomeromycetes, Paraglomerales, Paraglomeraceae. The record is from the annotation of a GenBank genome assembly.